AUGCUGGCAUUCUCGUUACGAUCGCUGACUUUCAGCAUCGUGUUGAUGCUGGCCAUGACGACGUCGGGAGGUACACGUGCAACAGAGGGCGGCAGCAAGCGACAACAAGACACCAAUCAUGGUGACAACGCCCUGAAGUCACCACGCUCCGGAGACGACCCACAAAAGUUCUGGGUUCAACAGAUCAUGGCUGCUGUGGCAGCAAAUCCACCUGCAAUGCAAGUUUUUUUCAUGGCUUUCCAGCAAAUGCAGCAACAACAGCAACAGCAAACAACCACGCCAACCGCCAUCACCUUCCAAGUAAACCAAACUACACUGGUGCCUCUACAAGCGGCAUCCACAACGACUACGGAACAUCCACAACAACAUACCGCACCUUCUGCAAAUCCAACAAGUGCAGGCAACGCCUACACUGAUGAACAAACACGGUGGCACUAG
Molecule: messenger RNA, 438 nt
Organism: Volvox carteri f. nagariensis
Lineage: Eukaryota; Viridiplantae; Chlorophyta; Chlorophyceae; Chlamydomonadales; Volvocaceae
Exons: 5
Coding region: 1-438 (145 amino acids)
Source: RefSeq, a predicted model, not a curated record